Messenger RNA from Trichoplusia ni (cabbage looper), 2587 nucleotides. RefSeq names its product receptor-interacting serine/threonine-protein kinase 4 (gene Atac3). Gene Ontology annotation, cellular component: nucleus. Gene Ontology annotation, molecular function: protein binding; transcription cis-regulatory region binding. The transcript is spliced from 9 exons. The coding region runs from base 425 to 1954 and encodes 509 amino acids. Gene Ontology annotation, biological process: positive regulation of transcription by RNA polymerase II. NCBI's taxonomy places the organism in Eukaryota, Metazoa, Arthropoda, Insecta, Lepidoptera, Noctuidae. The record is from RefSeq and is a predicted model, not a curated record.
AUUUUAAUUUUGUUAACAGUAAAUAAAAAAAUAGGAACAGCAGUCACCAUAAAGAAUAGUUGAUAUAAUUAAGACAACCUACGUACGAUACCAACCUUUAGAAACCAAAUGUUAAAUAACCUAUAAAAAUAAUGUACUUUUUCAAAUAUAAAUAUUUAAAUGGCAUUAUUUUAAUCUUGUAAAAGAAAAAAUUGAGUGUUUAUGGAGCCCAAUUUAAUUCUCAUGAAUUUUAGUAGUUACAACAAUCAAGUCUAAGAUUACUCCUUAUAGUUUUGACGUUUAUUUUCGCGCUAGACAACGUUGUUACCUCUACUAAAACGAAUAGAUUCUGUUGACGUUUACACUUUUUCAUGAAAUCCAAUAUGGACUGAUAAUAAUUAAGUUCUUACCCGUAUUAUAAAUGAUAAGAGAUCGAUGAGCCAAAAUGACUUCAGAUCUUUGCACCGAGGAUGUGGUGGUGCGGAUUACAACACCUCAGAUAAUUAGUUCGCAGCCGGCGACGGGCGGGGCGAGUGGCGGAGGCGCAGGAGCGCGCGUGGCGGCGGCGUCGGCGGCCGUGGAGCUGGGCCGGCGGCUGCUGCUGGCCGCGCGCGCCGGCGACACGCCCGCCGUGCUGGAGCUCAUGGCCAAGGGCGCGCCCUUCAGCACGGACUGGCUGGGCACGUCGCCGCUGCACCUGGCGGCCGGCAACGCGCACGCCGACACGUGCUCCGUGCUGCUGCGCGCCGGCGUGUCGCGGGACGCGCGCACCAAGGUGGAGCGCACGCCGCUGCACCUGGCGGCCGGCGAGGGCCACGCGCGCGUGCUGCGCCUGCUGCUGGACGCGGGCGCGGCCGUGGACGUGCGCGACAUGCUGCGCAUGACGCCGCUGCACUGGGCCGUGCAGCGCGGCCACGCGGCGGCGGCGCGCGAGCUGCUGCGGCGCGGCGCGGACCCGCACGCGCUCAGCAAGUUCCACAAGACGCCGCUGUCGCUGGCGGCCGAGCUGGGCCGCGCCGACUUGUUGCGCCUCAUGGACGACGCGCUUAAAGAGCGUGAGGCCGCGCGCUCUGUCAGUGCGCUCGUCAACGAUCAAUUAGCAGAAGAAACUACAACAGAACCUCAAAUACCCACUUACGAUGCCGUACAAAGAAUCCAGGAAGUGAAACUUCCGAAGGCAAAACCAGCUGAAAGAGUCGUAAAAACUGAUAUCAAGACACAGGCGGCGUCGGCGGCGGGCGUGAGUAGUGUGGGGAGUGCGGGCGGAGCGGCAGGAGCAGCGGCCCUGCUGCGGCAACACGGCAUCACGCUGCUGCCGGCCGACGACGGCAGCACCGUGCUCAGCGCGCUGCAGAGCGGCCGCACCGUCGUGCUCUCCGAUGCUGGAAAACUGAUGUUAAAAGAAAGCGAGUCAUCUCCGCCGGUGGUGAAUAAGUCGGCUUCAAGUUCCAAUCAGGCCAAAGGCAUGGUCCUCACGGCCACACCUGUCAAAUCUCCACCCAAACCUGGAGUGAAAAUAUUCACGCUCAACAACAAAUUACUCGCCGUGCCCAAAGAAGCCCAAAAAAUUCCCGUUAAAAAGAUAAUCAACCCUCAAGACAUACAGGUGAAAUUCGUGCAAUUACAUCCGGAUGCUAAAAUAAUCUCUCCGUCGAAAAUAGUACCGAUGAAGGCCAAGACCCGGCUUGCGAGUCCUCAGGCGACGGCGAGCGCCGCUCCGCGCUCCGUGAAGAUAAUCAUGAAUAAGAGCAACCUGUCGCGCCUGCUGGCCGGCGCCGCCGAUCGUCCGCGCCCAGAGGCGGUCGCGGAGGUCACAGCGGAAGCGGCGGCGGGCGCGGACGAGGCAGACGGCGACAGCGCGGGGGCGCUGCGCCUGAGACUGGCGGCGGCGCAGCGCGCGCUGGCGGCCGCCACGCGGGAGCUCAGCUCGGCGCGCAAGCGGCUCGCGCACUACGAGCGCGCUCCCCCGCUCUAGGCCACGCGGGCGCGGCUGGCGGCGGCGCAGCGCGCGCUGGCGGCCGCCACGCGGGAGCUCAGCUCGGCGCGCAAGCGGCUCGCGCACUACGAGCGCGCUCCCCCGCUCUAGGCCACGCGGGCGCGGCUGGCGGCGGCGCAGCGCGCGCUGGCGGCCGCCACGCGGGAGCUCAGCUCGGCGCGCAAGCGGCUCGCGCACUACGAGCGCGCUCCCCCGCUCUAGGCCACCCGGGCGCGGCUGGCGGCGGCAGUGUUGUGACUCGUCUGAUAAUCCCUUGUCGGACAUCUCCCAAAAAUGCUUGAGCGCCAACUACGUUUAGUGACUCCCAGUCGAAAAUUUCGGAUGAACUUCGAAGUUACCAUAUUAUGUUACAUUAACAUUAAUUAUAUUGAUAUCAAAUACGUGUAUAAUUACGUAAUAAUUACAUAAGGAUAGAAUAGCUUCACAAUUCGAUCAUUGUCAAAUCAAUAGUUAUAUAUUCAAUAUCUUGACAUAAGAAGAUACUCUGUCCUCCUAUGUGAAGACGGAAAUAAUAUUCUUCGAAAAAAAAAUCUUUUCAAUAGUCUUGCUGCUUUCAUUUUUUUUUUGGCACUCUUGUAAACCUGUAUGAAUAAAAAUUUAUGUCUCUCUAUA